Messenger RNA from Cinara cedri, 897 nucleotides. NCBI's taxonomy places the organism in Eukaryota, Metazoa, Arthropoda, Insecta, Hemiptera, Aphididae. The record is from the annotation of a GenBank genome assembly.
CAGUAACCAAAUAAAUGAGGUAUAGUGAAUACGUCUUUUCCUUUACGAAUACGUCGUUUUUAAUCUAUGUAUAACUUAUCUAUGGAAAAAAUAUAAUUUAAACAAUUUGAAUAAUUAUAUUUACCAUACUCUUUGCAUACUCUUCCCAAUAGAUUUGUUGCUUAUAGUAAUACAUAAGUAACAACUCAGAAACAUGUGGAACUCUGAAGCAGAACCCAAUGAAGACAAUAGCGUACGUUUGUUUGAUAAAAAUAUAUUGCAACUUCAAAUAACCAAUUUUUAUUUUUAUAGAAAUUGGAACAGACAGCCAAACGAGAAUUAGACCAUGGUGGCUCAGAUGAUAGUACUUCAAAGGCCACUGAAGAUAAAGCCAAAAAGCAGCGUACAGAAGUUAUUAAUAACCCGACAGACACUAAUGAUAGAAGGUAAAUUUCUGUAAUUUAUCAUUUUUUGUUAAAAAGUUUUGUAUAACUGUUCUAACAUAAUAUUCUGCUGUAUUGUUUUGUUCACUUAGAUAUCAAACUAACUCAGAAACAUUGGGACCGGUCCAACCUAUUGAUGCAGCAAUUUAUCUGGCUAAANAAUCAAAUAUGAACAACAGUUUAUCAAUACUUGUGGAUACUCUUUUAUGUAUCUUGGAACCCUUAUUUUGUCUUGCUCAACAAGUUCCAGAGUUAUAUGUUCACUCCCAAGACAUACUGGAAAACCUUAUGGAUGAUUUAGAUAAAAUAAUGCAAGGGUUUUAAAGGAUUAUAAAAAAUAAUUAAAGUAAAUUCAUUAUUAUAAUUCACUAUUAAAAAUACAUUUUUGCUUGUAUUCAUUAAUAUAUUAAUCUUUUAAUAUUAGUUUGAAAAUAUAGUUUAUCUCCAUUUAUUAUAUUAAAUUUAUAUACAAACC